AGUGGUAACAAUAAUAUUAUCGUCCAUUCCUGCACAAUAAAUGCAAUCUGACGAUUUUUAAAGAUAACUGACUACAAAUUCAAUUUAAAAACGUUUCGUCAUGUUAUGACUUGACCUUUGAUUCUUUGAAUUUGAAUUAAUUCACGUUGCUUUCACAGAGGAAAAUAUGGCUUUGAAAGGUUUAAAAGUUUUAGAAUUUACUGGCUUAGCUCCAGGACCGUUCUGCGGAAUGUUGCUAGCAGAUUUUGGCGCAACCGUAACUAGGAUAGAUAAGGUACCUACCAACAUGUUAGAUGUUCUCCGAGAUGGAAAACGAACACUUGCAUUAAACCUAAAGAAACCAAAAGCCAUAGAAUUAGUUCGUUUGUUAUGUAGCAAAAGUGACGUACUGAUUGAACCGUUCCGACCAGGUGUAAUGGAAAAGUUAGGCUUGGGUCCGCGCGAAAUUAUGCAGGAAAAUCCAAAACUAAUAUAUGCGCGUUUAACGGGGUUCGGACAAAACGGCUUACUGGCAGCAAGAGCCGGACACGAUAUAAACUAUGCUGCAGUUUCCGGUUUGCUCUCGCUGUUUGGAAGAAAAUCAGAGCGUCCGACAGCGCCUAUAAAUCUGGCUGCUGAUUUUGCAGGUGGUGGUCUUCUAUGUGCCUUUGGAAUCCUAGCGGCCCUGCUUGAACGACACCAUUCUGGUAAGGGACAAAUAGUAGACCAUUCUAUGACCGAGGGUGCAGCGUACGUUGGAAGCUGGUUUUUCAGAUCACAAAAGUUACCCAUCUGGGGAAAACCGAGAGGUGAAAACUUACUGGAUACUGGCGUGCAUUUCUAUGAUACAUAUCGGACAAAGGAUGGCAAAUAUAUGUCUGUUGGUGCUAUAGAACCACAGUUCUACGAAGAGCUGUUAGACGGUUUAGAACUUCCAAGGGAUUUACCGCAGUAUGAAGAUGUUGAAAAGACCAAAGUUUUAUUUGAAGAAAAAUUUCUCACCAAAACUAGAGAUGAAUGGACUCAAAUUUUUCAGCAUCGAGAUGCAUGCGUGUUUCCUGUACUUGAGCUAGACGAAGCAGAAAAGCAUCCGCAUAAUUGCGAUCGCAAUGCAUUUUUGGAUAAACGUGAGUCCUGCUGCACGGAAAUAGUACCCACGCCUGCACCUAAGUUGAGUAGAACACCAGCACAAUCCGGUGCGGCAAUAGGAAAGACUGCAAUCACACAAAUGGCCGUAGAUAUUUUUAAUGAUUUUGGGUUGAAUGUGGAGGAUAUUGUUACACUCUAUGACGAAGGAGUCAUAUUAUUACCGACUAAGCCAAAACUCUGAUAGGGAAUACUUGCUUGCGUAACACGAAUAUGUAAUAGGUUUGGUAUUUAAAAAGUAAUAAAAAUUGUUGGUGUCGGUCGUGUGACUGCAAUACUGUUUCGAA
Molecule: messenger RNA, 1412 nt
Organism: Wyeomyia smithii (pitcher-plant mosquito)
Lineage: Eukaryota; Metazoa; Arthropoda; Insecta; Diptera; Culicidae
Gene: Amacr
Product: alpha-methylacyl-CoA racemase
Exons: 2
Coding region: 167-1309 (380 amino acids)
Biological process (GO): bile acid metabolic process
Cellular component (GO): mitochondrion
Molecular function (GO): alpha-methylacyl-CoA racemase activity
Source: RefSeq, a predicted model, not a curated record